Marmota monax (woodchuck) is the source of this 1167-nucleotide messenger RNA. It is a transcript of the gene Cabs1, whose product is annotated as calcium binding protein, spermatid associated 1. Lineage: Eukaryota; Metazoa; Chordata; Mammalia; Rodentia; Sciuridae. The record is from RefSeq and is a predicted model, not a curated record. Gene Ontology annotation, molecular function: calcium ion binding. Gene Ontology annotation, cellular component: motile cilium; mitochondrial inner membrane. The transcript has a single exon. The coding region runs from base 1 to 1167 and encodes 388 amino acids. Gene Ontology annotation, biological process: spermatogenesis.
AUGGCUGAGGAUGGUUUGCCUAAAAUUUAUUCUCAUCCUCCAACAGAAAGCAGUAAAACAUCACCUGAAGCAACCAUUUUCUUUGGGGCUGACAACACUAUUCCUAGAUCAGAAACAACUAUUACUUCAGAAGGAGACCACAUAACUUCAGUAAAUGACUAUACACUAGAAAGUGAUUUUUCAACAACUACAGUCAACAAACUUAUGUUUACUAAGGAAGGAUUCAUAUCAGAAGAUGAUAUUGAGACCCAGACUAAGUCAACAACUCAUCUGGAAAAAGAAGUUACUACUCUGACUGGCACUACACACUCCAUAGCUAAGGAUUCUAUUACUGAAAACUUCAUUCCAGUGAAAAUUGGAAAUGUUUCAUCCCCAGUCGAUACAGUCUCUUUAAUAGAUUUUUCCGCCAGCAAGGCAAAAGAAGAUAUCGUCUUGGCUACCAUUAAUGCAGAAGGUGAAGAUAUCUCCAUGAUUGCCGAAGUCUCUGGCACACUACAGGACAGCACUGCCAGGGUUACUGAUACCCCUGAAAUCAAAGUUAGCAAGACUAAUUCCUCAAUCAAAUCCAAGGUUCCUUCUGUUGGGGCUGUCCCAGUUACUGAUUCCUCUAUUCCUGAAGCUGAAAUCUCUCCAUCUACUGAAAAACACUUCACCACCAUUCCAGACAUAACUGACCUUACAGAAGAGAACAUAACUGAAAUUGACCUAAUUGCUUCAGAGGAUGACCCCAGCUCUAUUACUAAAGUCACUGACUCUGAUGAAGAAAACUUUAUUACAGUGUUUGAACUUACUGCCUCUGCUGAAAAAGACAAAGACAACCCAGAAGAUAAUCUAACUGAUGAGUCUACUGAUGAAGUCAAUGUUUGGAUAGAGAGAGGCAUGGCAAAUGAAGCAGAGACCCAUUCUGUUUUGCUUACUGCUGUUGAAUCCAGAUAUGACUUCAUUGUGCCUGCAUCAGCUGCUAUGAGCUUUUUGGGAGAACCAGCUACUAACAAAACAGAAGAUACACCUGAAAAUAAUACAGUGGAAUCUGUCAAGGUCACUGAGUCCCUUUCUGGAAUUACCCCUGAACUAGAUACCACAGACCAACAAAAAGAAGACACUUCUGCAGAUGAAACAGGUGUCUUUAAACUACUAAAAGAAGAUCCAGAUGAGUUCAUGAUUUAA